Messenger RNA from Scheffersomyces stipitis CBS 6054, 1699 nucleotides. RefSeq lists its product as uncharacterized. The coding region runs from base 136 to 1491 and encodes 451 amino acids. The transcript has a single exon. The record is from RefSeq and is a predicted model, not a curated record. NCBI's taxonomy places the organism in Eukaryota, Fungi, Ascomycota, Pichiomycetes, Serinales, Debaryomycetaceae.
CUAGUAUAUCAAGCUACGCUGCUCCAAUUGUAGGAUUCAAACUGAGAGAAUUGCUAUAAUUGAAACUGGCAGAGUACAGUCAUACUAUAUUUUGUCGAUUGCUAUUUUGUAUUCUGUUUGAUUGAUCGAUUCCCCAUGAAAGUACUUUCACUUCUAGCCUUAGCCACGGUGCUAGUGGCAGACGUCUCCGCUCUUGUGGCACCUUCUGUCACCGAAAUCAGCCCCGAGGUGGUUUUGCACAAGAGAGCCAGAGAAGUCAUCAUAAACAAAGACUACAAGAAACAGCAGGAAGCCAAGGCCGCUUUGGCUGCUGGUAAGACUUCAACCUCUGAAGUGCCUAGAAAGUGGUUCCGGACUGUAUCUUCCACUAUAGUCGAGGUUGUAACUCCGACAGUCAUUGCCGGAGUCACAUUUGGUGCCAAACCUCCUGCCACUACUGAUGGAAUGGAACCCUGGGUUUCAUUGAACAAGAAUGGUUCACCAAAGACCGUGAAGCCGGCCAUUAAGAACGGUAGAACCAAGAAUGCAUCGCCUACUUACGGCACGUGGUUUGCUACGGCUACCACUAAGGUCUACAGUAAGGAAGAGUUGAAGGCUCACAACAUGGAAGAAGACGAAGUCUUUGAGGACGUUCAACAUAUCGAAGAAGACCCAUACGAACACUCGUUGAAUCCAAUAAUCAGAUGCACCCCAGACUUGUACAGGAAGAAGGGUGUAGCCAAAGAUCAAUCUUCUGAACCUUUCUGUUUCCCACACGAUAACCAACAAUGGAAGAAAGAACAGACUUACUUCAUCACGUGGUACUCCCGAUUCUUUGAUGACGAAGUCGAAAAUGUCAAGGUCCAUUUGUCGUACGUUAAGGAAAGUGCCCAUCAAAAAGGAUUCAAGAAGAGAGAGAUAUCCGAAAAUGUAGAAAAUGAAAAUGCAGGACCAAGUAAUUUGUCAAAGAGAUCUGCUAUUAUCGACAAGGGUGGUGUAGUAGAGCAAGUCUCGUUCUAUUCGUCGGAUUGGCUUAAAAAGAGUCAAGGCUAUUUUCCAGUCACUGUUGAUGAAAAAUGGAUUGGCGACAACGACUAUUACAGAAAAGUAUUGAUUUCUCUUCAGCCUGACAACAUUCCCGAAGAGGACUUCGACUUUUUGGAACACUCUCUUGUCAUUGAAAUCAGUAAAGGUUCAAAGGUGAGCAAGGAACACUUGGUAGACUUGAAGAAAUUAGAAGAAAAGUAUAACAACCCAGGCUAUGAAGUGCUUGACGAAGGUGUUGACUUUGAAAAGUACUACGUCAUGAUGACCAUGCCUACCUGUGUAAUCCUCGCUGCCUUUUUGAUGUACAUCUUUGUUUACAUGAAUAAGGUAGACUUGAGCCAUUUGAAGAAGAAAAAGUUUGCCAGAAAGAAUACUACUCAUAGGAAAAUUCCUUUUAUUUCUAAGAAGAAGAACGACUACACAGCGUUACCUACCUAUAAUGAGGACUUGACCAAGAAUGAUUAAGAAAAGACAGUUGAAACCACAAGUUCUAGCAGGUCAAGACUACAAGGCUGCAUGCUGAGAGUCUAAGAGUCUAAAAGAGUAGACGAUUGACUGGAAAGACCCUUUUAGUUUUAAUAUUAGUGCAAGUUGCUACUACAAUUUUAAUAACUUUGAACUUCAAUAAAUAGCAAGUUUUUAUAGAACAAAAAAUCCAAUGUCCUCGCAACGG